AUGGCAGUGUGUCUGGUAGUUAGAGCGGCGUCAAAUGUUAACUAUUUAUUUUUCGUUUUGCAGUGUGAGAGGGCAAAGGAUAGUUCCUUUUUGACGAACUACAGGAAAUUGCCCCAAGAAAUCAACGGUCGUAUGUUGAGAUUAGAAACUCCGGAACCAUGGGGAGAUUCGCAAACGUACGAAAUUACCACGACAGAUAAGUUUGGAAAUUUGAUUACGACCGUGUUUAACAAAAAUGCAGAGGCGUUGUAUUUUUACAUAAAUAGAAGGGCAUCAAAGGGAAAUGGAUCAAACAAACGAAAGAACUCCAAAUUGAGAAAAAGAACACAGAAGAAUUAA
Molecule: messenger RNA, 339 nt
Organism: Plasmodium fragile
Lineage: Eukaryota; Apicomplexa; Aconoidasida; Haemosporida; Plasmodiidae
Exons: 3
Coding region: 1-339 (112 amino acids)
Source: RefSeq, a predicted model, not a curated record